AUGUUCCUUCUGUUGCUCUUGCUUCUGCUUCAGCCUCAAGCCAUCGGCAGGACUCUGAAGGGAAACUGCAGAGCUGUUGCCCACAGAUAUGAAGAUGACUAUUUUGAGCCAGGAAGCCAUAUUAUUGGCACGGUUUUCUCUCUGCGCAUGAGUGUUUUCCCAGAAGAUGACUUUACGACCCUACCCCUCAGUUUCACCAAAUAUGUGUUCCAGUUGAUGAGAAAGAAUUACCAACAUGUCUUUGCCUUUACCUUUGCUAUUGAUGAAAUCAACAAGGAUAUGAACCUCCUACCCAAUGUCACCCUGGGGUUUCAAAUCUAUGAGAACUUGUUCCAGCCAAGAUUAAACCGAGAUGUCACAUUGUCACUGCUGUCAGUACAGAAAGCAAGCUUUCCUAAUUUCAAAUGUGGAAGGAAAAAGGAAAUGUCAGCUGUGAUUGGAGGGCAGACUUCUGAAAUGUCAAUUCAGAUAGCCACAACCCUAGGUCUGUACAAGAUCCCACAGACAUUGCCUCAGUCAGUGUGUUCAGAGAGAUGUCACCUUGGAUACACCAGAAAUGUUCAAGAGGAAGAACAGUCUUGUUGCUAUGAUUGUUUUCCAUGUCCAGAAGGGACCAUUUCAAACGAGACAGAUGCAUACAAGUGUUACAAGUGCCAAGAAGAUGAACAUCCAAAUAAGAAACAGUACCAAUGUUUCCCUAAGGUUAUAACUUUUCUAGCUUACACUGAACCUUUGGGGAUCAGUCUGUUUUCUUCUGCACUUUCUUGUUCUCUGCUCACAUUGUUUGUGCUUGGAACCUUUAUUGCCUAUCAGGAUACACCUAUUGUAAGAGCUAACAACCGAGACAUAACCUACCUUCUCCUCAUUUCUCUUUUGCUCUGCUUCCUUUCCUCCUUGCUCUUCAUUGGACAACCCGGCAAGAUCACCUGCCUUCUUAGGCAAACUGCUUUUGGCAGCAUCUUUUCUCUUGCACUAUCUUGUGUGCUAGCCAAAACCAUCACAGUCAUUCUAGCAUUCACAGCAACAAAUCCUGGAAAUAAGUUGAGAAAAUGGGUGGGCAAAAGGCUCUCCUAUUAUAUUAUCCUUCUUUCUUCUGCUUUUCAAGUUGGAAUUUGUGCCAUCUGGCUAGGCACCACUCCUCCAUUCCCAGACCUUGAUAAAGUCUCGCAGUCUGAGCAAAUUGUGGUGCAAUGUAAUGAGGGCUCAAGUACAAUGUUUUACAUCGUCCUGGGCUACAUGGGCUUUCUGGCCAGUGUUAGCUUCACUGUUGCCUAUCUAGCAAGGAAACUACCUGACACAUUCAAUGAAGCCAAAUUUAUCACCUUCAGUAUGCUAAUGUUUUGCAGUGUCUGGGUAUCCUUUCUUCCAACCUAUUUGAGUACCAAAGGGAAGUACAUGGUAGCUGUGGAAAUCUUCUCCAUUUUGGCCUCUGGUAUUGGAUUACUGAGUUGCAUUUUUGCUCCUAAAUUAUACAUUAUCUUACUGAAACCAAACAUGAACACCAAGGACCACUUUUUUAAGAAAGGCAGGUCUGUACAAUAA
This is a messenger RNA of Sceloporus undulatus (fence lizard), 1542 nucleotides long. RefSeq names its product vomeronasal type-2 receptor 26-like. The record is from RefSeq and is a predicted model, not a curated record. The transcript is spliced from 5 exons. The coding region runs from base 1 to 1542 and encodes 513 amino acids. NCBI's taxonomy places the organism in Eukaryota, Metazoa, Chordata, Lepidosauria, Squamata, Phrynosomatidae. Gene Ontology annotation, molecular function: G protein-coupled receptor activity. Gene Ontology annotation, cellular component: membrane. Gene Ontology annotation, biological process: G protein-coupled receptor signaling pathway.